This is a messenger RNA of Vitrella brassicaformis, 1365 nucleotides long. The record is from the annotation of a GenBank genome assembly. NCBI's taxonomy places the organism in Eukaryota, Vitrellaceae.
CUUUUUCGUACAGUCUGCACGGUCUCAGCUCGCUGCCGAAUGUGAAUCUCGGUCCUCUGCGCUUGGUCGACUCGACACACAUGUCGACGACAUCGGAUUCACUGCCCGGCCUGCAGAGAGAGACGGAGGGACCGUGACGCUCAGCGGUGGGGGAAGAUGGAGAUGGCGGGCGCGUGCCGGAUGAGAGGCCGGGCACUGGACAUUGGGAUCUCAACAGGCUGCGGAGACCCAUACUGAGCUAGAUUAGCUAGAUUCCGGGAACAUGCAGGAGCCGAGAAGUCUCGACUUUGGCGCGCCCAAGGUGCAAAACGAUCUGCAAAACAUCGUGCGGGAUUCCGCGGUCCUUCGGCCGAAAUCCUUCGGUGUGUUUUGGGUGGUGGGCCGGCCUUUUUCGAGACUCGAUGCCUUCCCCUCGUUCCGUCCAGGGUCAUCGUCGUGCUGCCACUGGAGACGUCAUCGGCUGCUUCAGCCAGACGUCAUCAACGUCAUCCGCACAGGGCGGGGAGGGCACCCACCACCAGGAAUCUGACGACACCGCCCGACUCCGAGACACCCACACCUCGGAGGGAGUCUCGGUGGCCCCCGUGGUCUCGUACACCAGGAGCAACAUGUGAGUGGCCAUCAGGAAGGAGAAACACUGUUGCUCCUUGACUACUUUCUCCGGAUGCUUGUGUGUCGUGUUUCAAGGGUCCGUCGCGCCCAGAUGCUGUCGACCAGCACGACUCUGGCCUCACGCGAGACGGCAGCGACGCACGCCUCGACGUCCAUCGGUAGUAGGCGCCCUCUCCCCCCUCCUGACGCGACGCGGCCUUCAGCUGCCCCACCUGCGCAUCAAUCGCGGCAGGUCGCAACCCAACGACAGCCAGCCCGCCGCUCUUCCGUUUGCCCGCUCGAUGGACCUCACCCAGCGUGUGUUGCCGGACGCUGUCGAUGAUACGUGGGGAGAGGAGACGCCUCACGUCCUGACGACCGGCCAACACGACGAUGUGACCGUCAUGCGUACCUGCAGAAGAUAGGGACUAGCCAUCUGGUGGUGAUGCGAGCAGCGAUUGGUCACUUUCGCCUUUGCCUCCAGUCAGCCCCAUGACCAGCAGCAGCAUGAGGCGUUGCGGAUGGUGCGGGCACUCGGUGCCAUACCUGUACUUAUGUCUCCAUGCACCGUGAUGGAUGAAUACAGUGGAUGGAUUAAGUGCAUGGAGCCUGUAUCCGGUCGGGGUGUGAUUCGCUGUCUUAACGUUCCACCGUCUGUGUGUUCGUAUGGCCACUUCACUGCAUUCCUUCAGGGAUUACGGCUAUUUUUCCUGUGGCCGGCUGUGAGGGUGCCUGUCCACCCGCUGCUUUUGGGGGGGAAUGGAAGGGGGGCAG